AUGCGGUUUCUUUGUCUCCACGGGCGUGGGACCUCCAGCGAGAUUUUCGAGCUGCAGACCGCGAGGCUCCGAGAAGAACUCAGUAGCCAUGAGUUUGUCUUUAUAGAUGGUGUUGUGUCAACAGAGCCGAGCGAAGGGGCCGAAGCGGUUGCCGAUGAAUUCUUUGGCUGGUUCGACAAGCCCGUCAGCCAGGCCCAAUCGCAAGAACUCCUCCUCGGCCUGGUGGAAUUCAUCGCCAACAACGGGCCAUUCCAGGGGGUCAUGGGCUUCUCAGAAGGCGGUAUAGUCGCGGCAAUGCUCCUCGCGGAAGACGCUAGACAGGGCUUUGCAGGUUUUCAAUGCGGUAUCCUUUUAAGCGCAGCGCCGCCAUUGGAUCCCGCCGGCAUUUCUCAAGAGCCGGCGUCUCUCAGAUGCCUCAACCCUGCCGUGGACGGGUCCGUGAUCCGCGUCCCCACUGCUCAUAUCAUUGGUUCCAACGAGCCGUUUGCCCGCUUGGUAGCGUUGUCGCCCCUGUCUGGCCUCUGGACCAGCAGCGGCAUGGGGGAUCCGGAGAAGCUGCACCAGUCGCUGUUUCAACUGUGCAGUGAAGAGCGGGAGCUGGUUUUCCAUCAGCUAGGGCAUGAGGUGCCCGGAGCGAAGUCGGCCGAUGGGCUAUCAGGGGCUCUUCGGGCCAUUGAGCGUACUGUCGAGCGAGCACAGUUGGGAUGA
This is a messenger RNA of Trichoderma aggressivum f. europaeum, 708 nucleotides long. RefSeq lists its product as uncharacterized. Bases 1 to 708 code for a protein of 235 amino acids. Lineage: Eukaryota; Fungi; Ascomycota; Sordariomycetes; Hypocreales; Hypocreaceae. Gene Ontology annotation, molecular function: hydrolase activity. The transcript has 4 exons. Gene Ontology annotation, biological process: secondary metabolic process. The record is from RefSeq and is a predicted model, not a curated record. Gene Ontology annotation, cellular component: cytoplasm; nucleus.